This is a messenger RNA of Priceomyces carsonii, 408 nucleotides long. RefSeq lists its product as uncharacterized. Bases 1 to 408 code for a protein of 135 amino acids. Lineage: Eukaryota; Fungi; Ascomycota; Pichiomycetes; Serinales; Debaryomycetaceae. The record is from RefSeq and is a predicted model, not a curated record. The transcript has a single exon.
AUGAUAAGAGGGGGCUUCAAAGCAUUUUCAAGAGCUAAAAUUGUUGUGAGACAACCCUAUGUUUCAUCUGGAUUGUUAAGGCCUGUUUCUUUGAGAAGAUAUGCCUCUUCGCUGAACAAUGGAGAUGAUUUUGAUGGUGGCCAAGCUGACAGAAUUGAAAAAAUUGCAAGCACCUUGAGGGGUAAUCCAGAAAUCAGAACACUUUUGGAAGAUUUUCAGACACUAUUACAUGACAAAGGGUUUCGCACCGACAAAGCACCUUCGAUGGUGGAGAUGUUCAAGCUAAUGACUGAAAAGGAUGUGAAAGAUCACUUGACCAAAUUGAAAGACGCCUUGGACAGGGCCGACGUCAAAUUCAGUACAGAAGAUAUCAAAGCAUUUAUGGGGUUUUUGACCUCACAGAAGUAA